Trichomonas vaginalis G3 is the source of this 510-nucleotide messenger RNA. RefSeq names its product phosphatidylethanolamine N-methyltransferase family. Gene Ontology annotation, molecular function: S-adenosylmethionine-dependent methyltransferase activity. Lineage: Eukaryota; Parabasalia; Trichomonadida; Trichomonadidae. The record is from RefSeq and is a predicted model, not a curated record. The transcript has a single exon. Gene Ontology annotation, biological process: phosphatidylcholine biosynthetic process. The coding region runs from base 1 to 510 and encodes 169 amino acids.
AUGGAAUUUCAGCACCCAAUUGUUGUGCUUAUAUACUCUUUGACAGUCCUUUAUCCAUAUGUCAUUUAUACAUGGGCAUAUACAAACCCAGUACACUUCUUAAAACACUGCUCCCAAAAGUUUCUGAUUGAUACAUCAUCAUACUCUCAUUUCUUUAGCUUUGUUUUAUAUGGUUAUAUUUGCCUUCAAUCAGAGUUCCUUCUCGAAUCAUUUUUGUUCUCUAUCCCGAUCAUCAUCAUUGGUCAAGUUCUCAACUUUGCCGUUUACAAGAAACUCGGAAUGUGCAGAACCUACUACGGAUGGGAAUUAGGUCUUUACAACGGCGAACUUAUUUCCGGCUUCCCAUUCAAAAUGGGCGACGCUCAGUACAAGGGAUGCAUGCUUACAAUCCUUGGCUGCUUCUUUAGCUUCAAGGCAACAUUAGAUGUUACAGUUGCUACACUUGUAUGGCUUAUUGCCUAUACUUACAUUAUCAUCAUUGAAAACCUUACACCAGGAAGGAAGGCUUAA